Heterobasidion irregulare TC 32-1 is the source of this 507-nucleotide messenger RNA. RefSeq lists its product as uncharacterized. NCBI's taxonomy places the organism in Eukaryota, Fungi, Basidiomycota, Agaricomycetes, Russulales, Bondarzewiaceae. The record is from RefSeq and is a predicted model, not a curated record. The coding region runs from base 1 to 507 and encodes 168 amino acids. The transcript has 2 exons.
AUGGGCCUGGCGCGUGCUCGGUUCUCCCCGCCGGCCGCGACGGAGGAUCGCCGUGAGAAAGCGCACCGAGCGCUGAGUUAUUACCUCCACCGACAGGAUCGUCCAUCACAUCCCUCUCUCCACUUGAUAGCCGCAGAUCUGUUUCGCGCUGCCUCCCACCCAGAUCCUCACCAGCCCCAUUCGCCCCCCGUCCAAUGCCAACGUCGUCUGUGCGAAUCUCAUGCCCAAACCAUAGCGUCCUUCUCAGCGUGUGUCGCGACUCUACAUACGACCGAUCACGUCAACUACCAGCCUCUACAGAUCCCUGUGCAAAUUGACAAUCGUUUCACCGGCGACAGCACCGCCUCCACUGAUCCUCCUCCUUUCACAUGCAAGGAGCAGGUCGACUUGGCCGGCGUCCCCGCAGGAGAGCAGGACACCAAGCUCAAUCCGGGGGUCAAGAAGGAUGGCCACGCGGGAGGAGGAUGUGCGAGGGACGAAGAUGCUUUGCGCGAACUCAUCACGUGA